Messenger RNA from Nannochloropsis gaditana CCMP526, 741 nucleotides. RefSeq names its product light-harvesting protein. Gene Ontology annotation, biological process: response to light stimulus; photosynthesis, light harvesting in photosystem I. Gene Ontology annotation, cellular component: membrane. The coding region runs from base 1 to 741 and encodes 246 amino acids. The record is from RefSeq and is a predicted model, not a curated record. The transcript has a single exon.
AUGAGGGUCAUUGCUCUUCUCUCUCUCGCCUCGAUGGCAAGUGCCUUCAUCGCCCCUACACCCUUGGCCCGUCGUGCCACCGGCGCGGUGCGCAUGGCCGCGGAUGACGACCUGUCUACUGCGCUUCCUUUCGACAAGCGACCGCCCAACCUGGACGGCAGCCUUCCUGGGGAUGUGGGUUUUGACCCGGUCGGCUUCUCGAACAACCCUCCCCGUCCUUGGCUGAUCGGAGGCUCGGGCCGCUCCCUGAAGUGGUACCGUGAAGCAGAGAUUGUUCACGGCCGAGUCGCCAUGCUUGCCGCCCUCGGAUGGGUGUUCCCCAACAUCUAUCACCUUCCGGGGAACGAGGACGUUGGUGUGGAUGCGUUUGCGAACCUGAACCCUUUCGGGGCUUUGACCACCGUCCCGGCCGCGGGCCUCUGGCAGAUCGCCGCCACGGUGGGCGCGAUUGAGCUUUUCCGCGUGAACCGUGUCAUCCGUGGAGACAAGGAGGCGGGUGAUCUCGGACUCGGCCAGGGAGAGGGGCGAUGGAACCCCUUCGGAUUCAACUACUCCGAGGAGGAGUAUGCCGAGAAGCAGUUGCAGGAGAUCAAGAACGGACGUCUGGCGAUGGUGGGCAUCUUGGGUCUUCUUUUGCAGGCCAGUGUGACUGGGAAGGGUAUUGUGCAGCAGCUGGGGGGCUCUUUCGACGUGCCUGAAGCUGUCUCCAAGGCUGGCUACUACUUCCCUGACGGCGUCUAA